GGAUGCCAUUUGCAAUUGUCAACAUUUCCGGAUUGGCGUCGUUUGUUGUUGCACGCUACUUAUCGCGUCUUUUCGUUCUUUGACAACAAAAACAAUCGCCUAAUAUUGUGAAUUAGAAAAUAAAAAUCCUGUGUAAUUUGUGAAACAAAAAAGUACGAUAUGAGGAAAUCACCGUUUAGUACUCCGCGAGGAAAUGGAAAUAGUCGUCCUGGUUUUGGAUGGAAAUCCAGUGGCAGUCCAGGGAGAGGUUAUGGACGACCAAAGAACUUGGAAUAUUACAGUCCCAUUCGAAAUCAAAAUUCAUCACAGAGUUCCAGUGAUGAUUUUAUUCCGUUUAAUGCAAAUGGUCCAUCCCCGAGAGAUCGAAAAUUUAGCGGCAAUUGGUCAUCUCCGAGCAGCGGUAAUUGGCUUAGUCCAGGACGCGGAAAUUAUAGAAAUUCUUCCAGUCCUGGCUUCAACAAUUUCGGCAAUAACACCACCAAGGACAACCAACGACAAUCACCUUAUUACAAAAACGGAGGAAAUUCUUUUCGUGGUAAUCGCAAGAACUUUCAUCGAGGCAAUAAUCACCAGAACGUCGAUAUUUCAAGUUAUGUUAAUUUGAGAUCUUUUCUCGAGGAUCCAUGGGCAGAUUUAUUGAAAAAAAUUUCAAGGAAUGCGAGUUUUCAAAAUUCUGCGAACGAAAGUCUUUCUGACUUUAGCUUCGGUAGUUCAGUUUUUGAUGUGGUACAUCUUAAUGACAGUGCCGAGGCAGAUUCGAUGUGUGGUGACCUCAGCAGUCGGGAAGAAACGAGUGGCAGUUUUCCGUUGAGUCAAGAAUCUGUCAAUAUUAGCUCUGGGAGCUCGUCAGAUCCUAAAACUAGCCAGGAUACAAGAGAUUAAUGUGAAUGCGUGGAAAAAAAUUUCUGUGUUCGUACUUAUAUGAAAUUUUUUUUGAUGAUUCAAAUAAUGCAAUUAUGCGAAUUAUUAUCCACUCUCUACUAAAUUAUUUGAAUAUCUGUUGGAGUAUAAUUUGUCUAAUUAUAUUUUAACUUUAUUGCAUCAAAAAAUAUUUCGAUUUCCCAUGUGGUGGGAAUAUCCAUAUGAUACAAGUGACCAGAAUUAUACAAAUCAAUUUUCAGUUCAAUUUUCAUCCAUGAAUCUCUAAAAUCGUAGAAAACAAAAACAUUGCUUCCAAAUGUUAGAGCGAACACAGAAUUCUUUUUUCUAAGAGGCUGUGAUUGUGAUGUUACAGCGUGUGCAAUUUCCUUGCAAGACGCGAGUGCAAUUUUCUACAAUAAAAAACGUACAAAUAAUAGAUAUAUUUAUAUGAAUUAAUAUUAUUAUCAUGAUGUUUUCUUCUUCAUAAUGAAAAAUUAUUUGAAACGGUAUGAAAAAAAAUCGUUAAAUUUCUCAUGUUAAACGCAGCUAAUAUGCGUUGCUCAGUUUUCAUCUUUCGAUGAAUAAAUAAAAUCAACAAACGAUUGAAAUAUUAAAAAAAAAAAAAAAUCUGAACAAUGAUCUAUUUUCGUACGUGCUUAUUGAAAAAUUGCAAACAUAUCUUUGACGACAACUGAUCUGUAAUAUAUACGAACAAUCAACUUAAUUCGCGUCCAGUGUCUACACCGCAAUAUACGACGUUAAUGUUAAUUAUGUAAUAAAAAAAAAGAGAGAAAAGAAGUUGAAAUAAUCGAUUUUUAGUGAAA
Molecule: messenger RNA, 1685 nt
Organism: Venturia canescens
Lineage: Eukaryota; Metazoa; Arthropoda; Insecta; Hymenoptera; Ichneumonidae
Product: probable ATP-dependent RNA helicase ddx42
Exons: 2
Coding region: 160-882 (240 amino acids)
Source: RefSeq, a predicted model, not a curated record